AUGACACUCCUUCACUUCCGCUUCGCCUUCAGGCACCGCCCCCCCGCCUUUCAACCAAUCACAGCCUCCAGCGGCACGGUGAACAUUCGCGAUUGGUCAAAGUGGCCGCCAUUCAUCAGGAAAGCCGAGGGGCGAUUGGGCCAGUGCGGAUGCGGGGGCCGCGGCCUCGCGUCAGUACGGCGGCCGCGAGGGGCUCCUCCCCCCUCCCCUCAGACGGGGCGAGGGCGGCGAUGGCGCGUCCGGCGGAGGCGGCUGCGGGCGCCGCUCCGGCCCCUCCGGCCCCUCGGUGCCCUGGCCGCGGCCGGGGCUGUGAGUAGGGCCCGCACAGACAUGAGGGCUCUAGCUGACAUGAACAAUGAUGGGAGGAUGGAUCCCUUGGAGUUUUCCAUAGCUAUGAAACUCAUCAAACUGAAGCUCCAGGGUUACCAGCUCCCGGCCGCGCUGCCGCCCGUCAUGAAGCAGCCGCCCCUCGCCCUGCCCGGUGCCCCCGGAUUUGGUCUCGGGGGCAUUGCCAACAUGCCAUCCCUCACCACUGUGGCCCCGGUGCCCAUGGCAUCCAUCCCAGUCGUGGGGAUGUCCCCCCCACUGGUGUCCUCUGUCCCUGCCGCCGUCCCUCCCCUGGCUAACGGAGCUCCUGCUGUCAUCCAGCCCCUGCCUGCUUUCGCUCACCCCGCCACUUUGCCAAAGAGUUCUUCCUUCAGCCGCUCGGGGCCGGGAGCUCAGCUCAAUGCCAAGCUGCAAAAGGCACAAUCCUUCGACGUGGCCAGCUCUCCUGCUGUGGCAGAGUGGGCUGUGCCUCAGUCCUCACGGCUCAAGUACCGGCAGCUCUUCAACAGCCACGACAAAACCAUGAGUGGACACUUGACAGGUCCCCAAGCAAGAACGAUUCUCAUGCAGUCAAGUUUACCCCAGGCUCAGCUGGCUACAAUAUGGAAUCUCUCUGACAUUGAUCAAGAUGGGAAGCUGACAGCUGAGGAGUUCAUCCUGGCUAUGCACCUCAUUGAUGUAGCCAUGUCUGGUCAGCCACUGCCACCUGCCCUGCCCCCAGAGUACAUCCCACCUUCGUUCAGAAGAGUCCGCUCCGGCAGUGGGAUUUCUGCUGCCAGUUCAGUGUCUGUAGACCAAAGGUUACCUGAAGAACCAGCACUGGAGGAAGAACAGCAGCAACUGGAAAAGAAAUUACCAGUGACGUUCGAGGACAAGAAGCGGGAGAACUUCGAGCGGGGCAACCUGGAGCUGGAGAAGCGCAGGCAGGCGCUGCUGGAGCAGCAGCGCAAGGAGCAGGAGAGGCUGGCCCAGCUGGAGAGGGCCGAGCAGGAGAGGAAGGAGCGCGAGCGGCAGGAGCAGGAGCGCAAGCGGCAGCUGGAGCUGGAGAAGCAGCUGGAGAAACAGCGGGAGCUGGAGCGGCAGCGCGAGGAGGAGAGGAGGAAGGAGAUCGAGAGGAGAGAGGCUGCCAAACGGGAGCUGGAGAGGCAGAGGCAGCUGGAGUGGGAGCGCAACCGGCGGCAGGAGCUGCUGAACCAGAGGAACAAGGAGCAGGAGGACAUCGUGGUGCUCAAGGCCAAGAAGAAAACCCUGGAGUUCGAACUGGAAGCUCUCGAGUCCCAGCAGAUGCUGGGCAGGCUGAUUCCAGAGAAGCAGCUGCUGAAUGAUCAGCUCAAGCAGGUCCAGCAGAACAGUUUGCACAGGGAUUCCCUUCUCACCAUCAAAAGGGCCUUGGAAGCCAAGGAACUGGCACGGCAGCAGCUCCGGGACCAGCUGGAUGAGGUGGAGAAAGAAACCAGAUCUAAGCUGCAGGAAAUUGAUAUUUUCAAUAAUCAGCUGAAGGAGCUGAGAGAAAUCCAUAACAAACAGCAGCUCCAGAAGCAGAAGAGCUUGGAAGCUGAGAGGUUGAAACAGAAGGAACAGGAAAGGAAGACAGUGGAGCUGGAAAAGCAGAAAGAAGCUCAGAGGCGGAUCCAGGACCGGGACAAACCGCGGCUGGAGCGGGGACAGCCAGAGGAGGAACCACAGUGGCAAAAAAAAAUCCAGGAAGAUGACAAGCAAAAAAGGGAAGAACUACCCAAGAAGAAGGAAAGUGAGGAUAAGGGGAAACAGGAGAUGCAGGAGAAGCUGAGUAAACUCUUCCAGCCCCACCAGGAGCCCGGCAAGCCCGGCCAGGCUCCGUGGUCCAACGCAGAGAAAGCUCCUCUAACCAUUUCUGCUCAGGAGGAUGUAAAAAUAGUGUAUUAUAGAGCUCUGUAUCCUUUUGAAUCCAGAAGCCACGACGAGAUCACCAUCCAGCCUGGAGACAUCGUCAUGGUGGAUGAAAGCCAGACUGGAGAGCCAGGGUGGCUUGGUGGAGAACUGAAGGGGAAGACUGGAUGGUUCCCUGCAAACUAUGCAGAGAAGAUUCCAGACAGUGAAGUUCCAGCCUCUGCCAAGCCCGUGGCUGAACCCUCUGCUGCUCCCAAAGUGUCUGUGCAGGAAAGCUCCACUCCCCUGGGAGCCCCUGCCCCUGCAGAGGCUCCUGCAGCAGCCAACAACUGGGCAGACUUCAGCUCCACCUGGCCAGCAAACACCAGUGAGAAGGCAGAGAGUGAUAACUGGGAUGCCUGGGCAGCUCAGCCCUCGCUGACCGUGCCCAGCGCGGGGCAGCUCCGGCAGCGCUCGGCCUUCACCCCUGCCACUGUCACCGGCUCUUCCCCGUCCCCUGUGCUGGGCCAGGGUGAAAAAGUGGAGGGGCUUCAGGCACAGGCUCUGUAUCCCUGGAGAGCAAAGAAAGACAACCACCUGAACUUCAACAAGAACGACGUGAUCACCGUGCUGGAGCAGCAGGACAUGUGGUGGUUUGGGGAGGUGCAGGGCCAGAAGGGCUGGUUCCCCAAAUCCUAUGUCAAGCUCAUCUCAGGCCCCAUUAGGAAGUCCACGAGCAUGGAUUCUGGUUCCUCAGAAAGUCCUGCUAGUCUGAAAAGAGUAGCAUCCCCAGCAGCCAAGGCAGCAGUGUCAGGGGAAGAGUACAUUGCCAUGUACACCUACGAGAGCUCGGAGCAGGGAGACCUCACUUUCCAACAAGGUGACCUGAUCCUGGUGACAAAGAAAGAUGUGUGCCAGGUGAUCGGCAUGUACGACUACAGCGCGCAGAACGACGACGAGCUGGCCUUCAACAAGGGCCAGAUCAUCACCGUGCUCAACAGGGAGGACCCCGACUGGUGGAAGGGGGAGGUCAACGGCCACGUGGGGCUCUUCCCGUCCAACUACGUGAAGCUGACCACGGACACGGACCCGAGCCAGCAGUGGUGUGCAGACCUGCACCUGCUGGACAUGCUGACCCCCACGGAGAGGAAGAGGCAGGGCUACAUCCACGAGCUCAUCGUCACCGAGGAGAACUACGUCACCGACCUGCAGCUGAUCUUCCAGAAACCACUGAUGGAGUCUGAGCUGGUCACAGAAAAAGAAGUUGCCAUGAUUUUUGUGAACUGGAAGGAGCUGAUUAUGUGCAAUAUAAAACUACUGAAGGCCCUGCGGGUGAGGAAGAAGAUGUCCGGGGAGAAGAUGCCGGUGAAGAUGAUCGGGGACAUCCUGACAGCGCAGCUGCCCCACAUGCAGCCCUACAUCCGCUUCUGCAGCUGCCAGCUCAACGGGGCCGCCCUCAUCCAGCAGAAAACGGACGAAGUGCCCGAGUUCAAGGAGUUUGUCAAGAUAAUAGAGAACACCCCCGAGAACCACCCUGACCACAGCCACCUGAAGCACGCCCUGGAGAAGGCGGAGGAGCUGUGCUCGCAGGUGAACGAGGGCGUGCGGGAGAAGGAGAACUCGGACAGGCUGGAGUGGAUCCAGGCCCACGUGCAGUGCGAGGGCCUCUCCGAGCAACUCGUUUUUAAUUCAGUUACAAACUGCUUGGGACCACGCAAGUUCCUGCACAGUGGGAAGCUCUAUAAAGCCAAGAGUAACAAGGAGCUGUAUGGUUUUCUCUUCAACGACUUCCUCCUCCUCACUCAGAUCAUAAAACCUCUUGGCUCUUCUGGCACAGACAAGGUCUUCAGCCCCAAGUCCAACCUGCAGUACAAAAUGUACAAAACUACUCUGCAGUACAACUCCAGCUCUGCUGAUGUUUUACAGCCCAUUUUCCUAAACGAGGUACUGGUAAAAUUACCCACAGACCCUUCUGGAGAUGAGCCCAUCUUCCACAUCUCCCACAUUGACAGAGUCUACACACUCCGGGCUGAAAGCAUUAAUGAAAGGACUGCCUGGGUUCAGAAGAUCAAAGCUGCUUCAGAACUUUACAUAGAGACUGAAAAGAAGAAGAGGGAAAAGGCCUACUUAGUUCGCUCUCAGAGAGCAACAGGCAUCGGGAGGCUGAUGGUGAAUGUUGUUGAAGGCAUUGAGCUAAAACCCUGCAGGUCCCAUGGAAAGAGCAACCCCUACUGCGAGGUGACCAUGGGCUCCCAGUGCCACAUCACCAAGACCAUCCAGGACACCCUCAAUCCCAAGUGGAAUUCCAACUGCCAGUUCUUCAUCAAGGACCUGGAGCAGGACGUGCUGUGCAUCACGGUGUUCGAGCGGGACCAGUUCUCCCCGGAUGACUUUUUGGGCAGGACAGAGAUCCGUGUGGCAGACAUCAAGAAGGAUCAGGGUUCCAAGGGACCAGUUACAAAGUGUCUCCUUCUGCACGAAGUCCCCACGGGAGAGAUCGUGGUGCGCCUGGACCUGCAGCUGUUUGAUGAGCCUUAG
This is a messenger RNA of Pyrgilauda ruficollis (rufous-necked snowfinch), 4713 nucleotides long. RefSeq names its product intersectin 1 (gene ITSN1). Lineage: Eukaryota; Metazoa; Chordata; Aves; Passeriformes; Passeridae. The record is from RefSeq and is a predicted model, not a curated record. Gene Ontology annotation, biological process: positive regulation of Rho protein signal transduction. The coding region runs from base 1 to 4713 and encodes 1570 amino acids. The transcript is spliced from 32 exons. Gene Ontology annotation, molecular function: protein binding; guanyl-nucleotide exchange factor activity; calcium ion binding.